This is a messenger RNA of Symbiodinium necroappetens, 4023 nucleotides long. NCBI's taxonomy places the organism in Eukaryota, Dinophyceae, Suessiales, Symbiodiniaceae. The record is from the annotation of a GenBank genome assembly.
AUGGCUCUGGCCAAAGGCUACCCUGGUGGUCCCGGAAAGUCUUCGACGUGGAAGGUUGUGCACACCAGGGUUAUCAUCCGCAAGACCCCGAGUACGACGGCCAGCAUCAUGGGCUUUCAUGCACAGGGCAAGACUCUAGAAGGGGUCGUCCAGGAGAUUGCAGGCCAGCCCUGGCUGAGAAUACCGCAUCCUCUUCCGGAUGGCAGAGAGAGCGAUGGGUACAUGCUGAUCGAUGGGACCUCUGUAGGUCUUGGGCGGCUAUUGGAGAGGGUCCAGGGCGCACCGGCUGAGCCAAAAGUGAAGGUGCAAAAUCCGGUGCCGGUGCCAAAGCAGAAGAGCCGUGCAAAACCGAAUCUGGGAGACUUGAGCAAGUGGAUUCGAUACGCCAAAGCACCAACGUCGCGAUUUGAAGUGGUCGUGAACAUGGUCAUGGUCCGCAACCUACCAUCAACCCAGGCUGAUGCCGUUGGUGUCGUGAAAAAAGGUGAGAUCCUGGACGGCCAGCCGCGAGAAGGUUGGCUUCUACUGGACGAGAAGAGCCCUUUGAGCUCUGAGGCACUGGAGCAGGGUGAAGGCCGCUGGAUACUUCUCGACGGCAAAGAGCUGGGCCUCGGACAACUUUUACGCCCUCAAAUUCCCGCACCAAAAGUCACGAAAGCCUUUGCGACCUCCGUUCAACUGAGUUUUCCGACGGACAUGAGCAAGUACGAUCUCGAGGUUGAGUGUGAGAUUGGCAAAUCUUUUUGCACACCAUGCAGUCAAGGCAAGUCAAUGCUUGUCCACGGUUUACAUCCUUGCUCCGAUGUACGCCUCAGAUUUGUCUGCCGGGACAAGGAUGGAGCAGCCGGGGAGUGGGAGGUCGUGGAAACGACCGAUGUCCCAGAUUGGGAGGAAGCAGAUGGUCCCUGCAUAGACCUGCUGGGCAACAAGCGGGGCGGCUGUCAGCAGUGUUCAUGCAAGUGCUUUGCUCUGGAAGAGAAUGUGGUUUCCUUGAACAUGGAUGUGGGAGACGCCCGCUGUGCACGAUGUGGCUGCAAUGUGGCUGCUCAUGCUCUGUGGCAGGAGAAGGUGCCACCGAAGACCAAUGAGAGUCCCUCCUCGCAGAAGCAGAAGCCACCGAAGCAAGCUGAAGCAAAGCCGGUGCUCGCUCCGGUGGAGUCAAGCAUUGACAAGGCGAUAGCCUUGCCGAAGGAGACGAUGCUACGGCGAUGGCGGCGACUGGAUGUGAAUCCUUCGGAGGCUUGGCCGAGGCUCAAGAAGGAGUUCUCCGAGGUGGUGGUGUGGAGCGAUCUGCACUCUGACAUGGGUAAAAACAUGACUCAUCUCAAGCAGCUCCCGAUUUGCCAGGAUACAGUUCUCUUACUCGCAGGAGAUAUUGCAUCGAGCUUGGAGGUCAUCGAAACGUCGUUUCGCCUGCUGCAGGCAAAGUUUGGAGCAAUUUUCUAUGUUCCUGGAAACCACGAGCUGUGGGUGAGCAAGAAGGACGGCUUGUCAUCCGUGCACAAGUUCCUCGCGAUAUUGGAGAUCUGCGAAGAACUUGGCGUGCACACCAGGCCUGCCUUCAUUAACUCAGACUGCGCUGUGUGCCCGCUGUUCUCCUGGUACAAGGACAACUUGGUUGAUGGGUUUUCUCGCAACUUGGCGGACAUCCCCUUUGACAUGCAAACGCAGUGGCCGUGGGACAUAACAGGACGUGGGGACACCAAUGAUGCGCAACAGCCCGAAAUUGCUGACUUCUUCCUCUCGUUAAAUGAACGGCGCAUCGCUGCAGCACCCCCGGCUGCUCGGGAUGCCCUGAAAAGGGCAGAAGUCGUUGCAGAGGAAGCGAAACAAGCUCAAUUGGAUGGCAAAGUCUUGCCACCGCUGCCGAAAACCAAGGACGAUGACGAGAUCUUCGUUGUGACGAUGAGUCACUUUGUGCCACGCCAGGAAUGUUAUCCCGGUCCGCGACGGCUCUGUGGCGUCAUGGGAUGCCGCGAAAUUGAGGAGCAGGCUCGAGCUUGUGGCUCGCGCUGUCACAUUUUUGGGCACUCGCACAUCUCUUGUGAUCGGCAGGUCGAGGGAGUUCGCUAUGUCCAACAUCCUCUCGGCUACCCAAACGAUUAUCACAGACAGGGUGAGCCAAAGCCUGUGUGGGGCGGCUGUAAAUCUCGUCAAGAAGCACCCAACCUGACAGAGGAGCCAGCAUCUAAGCUGGCCAAGAAUAUCGUGAAGGCCAUCCUUGAUGAUAUUCGAGACUGUCCGGAAAAGUGCGUGGAGCGACCCCCCGGGCGAUGGAGCAAAGAGGACGGGGACAACUACAGCAGCCACAAUAUAUUUGACCGGAAGGAAGAAAUGAAGCUUCGUGAGAGCAUGGGCUACGAUGCGAAGAAGAUGGCGGACAUGGUUUCGGAUUGCAGCAAUGAGUUGCGGUCGCCCAAGAGCCUUUGUGUGGAGGAGCUGUGGAGUGCACCGCCACCAGUCCGGGAGUUGGAGGUGGAGGCGUCCGUGGGUCACCAGCAAGCAUCUGGCGACUUCUUUCACGUCGAGGUAAUGUGGCAAAAACUGACUUUGACCUUUCGUUGUGAUUUUUCCGCAUUCUGCGAGGAGCGCCUUGUGGAGGAAGUCGGCCGCGGGAAUCCAGCGAAGAUCGUCGUUUCAACAAGUGGCGAGAACGCACUCAAUGAUGAUGUAGCCUUGAGCUCCAUUGAAUCGGAAAUAGCAGGUGGACUGAUUGUGAUGGGCAUCGACAUGUCGAAGGGAAAGAGCGUGACAGUCAAGCUGGUCCACGCGGCAUCGGACGUGCCACAGAGUUUGACCAUUUCCGUUUUGGACACAGCGACCAUGCUCGAUGUCCGGAAGGAAGCGAUGAUAAGGCUCGGUGAGACGAGCAUCAGCAAUUGCAAGGUGGUCAAAAGACUCGCAACUGGCGGCUUUCAAGGCCUCGCAGACGGGGACCGCCUAAACGCCAAGCGGGAGCUGCUGUUUCUGGGCCGCGAUCUCCCAGAUUCGCCGAGUGCACAGGAGACCAAGAGGCCACCUCCGAAAACACAGAAGGUCACAGCCAACAAGGGCACUGCCAAGAAGGCCGACCUUCCAGCACCAGAGGUGCCUGCGGCACAGACAGCGAAACGCCCACCAAAAUCCGAACCAUCUGGUGAGCGACUGGGAAGGGACCAACCACCUCGUGAGAUGCACUUGAAGAUCACCAGCCUGCUGGAUCCUGACCAACAACUGGAAAUGGCAGUUGCCAGCGAUUUCCUCGUUCGCGAGCUCAAGGAGCUGAUUGUGGCUGAGCUUGGACACGGUGAUCCGUCGAAGAUUUUGCUUUCCUCCACCGGGGAUGACGUGCUUCGAGAUGAGCGGCCAUUGGGCACCUACGAACGCGAAGUUUCAGGUGGCCUGGUGCUCAUUGGCAUGGACUUGAAACGUCCACAGGAGUCCAAGCCGAAAGAGAUCAAAGUGAAGCUGGUGCAUGCAACGCAAGCGGAACAAAGUCUCGUGCUGUUGGUUCCGGAGAAGAGCACCAUCCUGCAGUUGCGCAAAGAGGUUAUGCAGAGGGUGGGUGAGAAGUCGCUGGCAAAUGCAAAGAUCGUGCACCGCAGUGGAGGAGGUUUCGUCAGCUUUCCCGACACUGAGAAGCUGGAAGGGCCAAGGGAACUCCUGUUCCUGGGGUGUAGUUUGCCAAGUCCCACUUCUGCCGAGACCAAGGAGCUGAGCCUCAAGCAGCUCCUUAUGCUUCUUGAGGACAUCCAUGAUGCAGUCGAGAAGGAGCCAUUCCAGAAGAACGUGCUCAGGAUGAAGGCGGAAUUCCACUCCGAUAUGGGCAAGGCGAAGGCCCUCCUUGGGCCAGUCUUCGCCGCUGCUUGUGCUGACCCAUUGAGAAAGCAAGGGAUAGCUCUAAGCAAGAAGGGCUUCGACGCCAUGUUCGCGCAGAUCUGGCAACAUCGUGGCCAGCCCGGGAUCGUGGCAGCCACUGCGGAGAUUGAAGGUUUGCUCGGCUUGAGACCCGGACAAUGGUUUGGUAUCGAUCAAGCAAAGUGA